AUGUCUUCGAUCGCUAUUCCGGACGGUCCAGGGGAAGAUAUGGAUUUUGCCAAAGAGAUGAGAGAUGAAAUGUCUCGGUUGGGUGGAAAGGAAGACACUACGACACCCGAAAUCCGACGAGGCCCAAACAUGACAGUCCCGCCCUCGCCACCAGCGAAGGACCUACCCCCACCACCCGCGCUGUUAAGAUCACGAUCCCCAAGCCCCAUCGGCACUCCCUCAGAGCCACCCAGCAAACCACUUCCACCACCGCCGAUGAAGAAGUCAGAGAGCGUAAGAAUUCCACAACCGACAAAGGCACCGCCGCCAUCACGAACCCAGGAGCCACUGGCCAUGAACCCGCCGACACGACCCCCGACAGCAGCGACCCAGAGGUCGGGGCCAGCGGCCUCCCUGGCGCCGCUCUCGACACAGCGCUUCUCUUGGGCAACAGAUGCCUCGCAGCGGCCGAUCAAGUAUGGUCAGGGGAAAUAUGGGCGCGUGGAGCUGGUACCCCAACCGAGUGAUGAUUCAGAUGACCCGCUGAAUUGGCCGAUGUGGAGAAAGGAACUCAACUUUUACUCUCUGCUCCUGAUGGUGGCCAUGACGGGCGUGACCAAGACCAUGUUUAUGGCUGUGAAUGCCCAGCUCGCUCAGGAUUAUCAAGUUUCCUACACUUCCGUUACCGCCUUGACCGGGGUACCUCUGAUUCUCUCGGCCAUGGCCGGCUUGCUUUGUCUCGUUGCCUCGAGGGUGUGCGGCAAGCGGCCGUUGUAUUUGACUUCCCUUCUGUUGGUGUUUAUCGGGACGGUAUGGAGUACCAAUGUUGCGGGCAGCUAUGCGCAGUGUAUGGCUGCGAGGGUAUUUCAGGGGCUGGGAUGGGGCGCGUUUGACACGCUUGUUCUGGGGUCUAUCCAGGACACGUACUUUGAACACGAACGCCGGGCCCGUAUGGCUGUUUAUUCCAUUGUCGCCAUCGCAACAACCUGGGGUCCUCCAUUGAUCGGCGGUGUUGCUUCCCAGGGACCCGCCGGGUUCUCCUUGCAGCCCACGAUCCUGAGCGCCUUCUUCGUAGUGGCUAUCCCAGCCAUCGCCCUCGGCGCACCGGAGACAGCGUUCGACCGAACCCACCUACUGGCCCAAACCCCGGCCACGGCCACGACAGACCUAAAAGCAGCCAUCUUCUUCCCGCCACGCCAGCUCUUCUCCCUCGACACCCUGGCCGAGUACACCGUCAAGCUCAAGCCGUACGCCUACCACGGGUCUGCCGACUUCAAGACCCUCCUCCAGGCGCCGCGGGCCUUUGCCACGCCCACAACGAUGCUCCUCGCCGUGGUCUCCUUUUUACCCUGCGCUGCCCUCUGGGGGUUGACAUCCUCGCUGUCGCUGCUUUUCUCCCCUGUCCCCUUUUCGCUAUCGCCAGGGACGCUCGGAGCGCUGUUUCUCGCUCCGUUUCUUCUUGCUACCGCAGCCACUGGAAUCACGUCCUUCCUCCCCGUCUGGCAGAACCGUUUCACGCCUAGAACCCACAUGGUCGGGCUCGCAACAGGCACUAUCCUCGCUUUCAUCGGCAUCCUUACCUUUUCCCUCCACCUCAGCAGCACCCUCGCCCAAACCUCCUCCUCUUCUUCAUCCGCGUCCCCAUUCCAGCAGGUCCAAGAACCAUCCACCACCCCUACCCCAAUCCCCACGACAAGCACACCCCCCCUGAACCUGAACCUGCCCGCUCUCUCCCUCAUCAUAGGCCUCCUAGCAGCAGGUACCGCCCUCCUCGACGCCACGGCUGCCCCGCUCAUCAGGCAGAGCACGGCUUUCACCGGCUCCAGUCUGGCUGUUUCCAUGCGGAAUACGGCUGAUAUGGCUGGGGGAGUUGCGUGUUGGCGGGCGGUGGGGGCGGGGGUGUUCGUUUUGGGUUUGUCGGGGUUGUUGGAGGGGGCGUUGAGGGGGAUAGGGAUUGGGAUGGGGGUUGCGUUAGUGGUGGUUUCGGGUCUGGCUGGCGGGGUGUGGUGGGUUUGGGGGGAAGGGAUGAAGAGGUGGGAUGGGAGGGUGAUGGGGUUGGUGGAUUUGGAGAUGUUGAGGAUGCAGGCGAGUUUUUUUGAUAUGGAUUAG
Molecule: messenger RNA, 2088 nt
Organism: Dichotomopilus funicola
Lineage: Eukaryota; Fungi; Ascomycota; Sordariomycetes; Sordariales; Chaetomiaceae
Product: major facilitator superfamily domain-containing protein
Exons: 4
Coding region: 1-2088 (695 amino acids)
Biological process (GO): transmembrane transport
Cellular component (GO): plasma membrane
Molecular function (GO): transmembrane transporter activity
Source: RefSeq, a predicted model, not a curated record